AUGAUCGAAGAAGAGCUUCAAGAAAGCGAUUUGAAAAAACCCUUUUAAAUAAUACAUACAAAUACAAAAAUAUCAAAAUAAUAAGCUUCUCAAUUAAAUCUAAUGAAACUUGUUAAAUAAUGUGAAAUUUAAUUUUAAAUUGCAUCAAACUUUAGAGAAUGCAGCUAAUAUCUAUCAGAAUUAGCAAUAAUUUAUCUCAAAUAACAUUAAUUUUUGAAGAAAAAUAUUGAAACACUUUAAAGCUCAUUAAUUGAUCAGUGUGAGGAUUAAUAAGAAAAUAAAGAAAUUAAAAAAAAGAGAAAACAAAGUAAACUUAAGGAAAAGUGUUUAGAAAGCUAUGAUGAUGAUUAACCUUAAUUUACUAUAAAAGACAAUCCAAGAAACCUCAUAGCAGCAGAAAAAUUAUAAUUAGUUGAGAAAUAAAGGACCCCAAUCAAUAUGUAUGCAUUACUGAAAAGAAAUAAUUAGUAAUAAACAGAAUAUGAAAUUGAUAAUGUUGUUAUGGAUUUAUCUUAAAUUCAGAAAUGUUCACUCUCUGAUAUUUUGAAUAAAAAAAAUUAAGAAUUGAAAAUCAAGAAAAAAUCAAAUACUUUAUAGCAAUCUAAACAGUAACUUGUUUAUAAUUUUAAUGGUUAACAAUCAGAGAAUAAUAAAGAUGAUGAUGAAUUUGUAGAAGAAGUAGAUUAUGCCGAGAAUCUAGAUAUAGAGUAUUAGGAAGCUGAAUAAAAAUAAGAAAUUAGUAGAGAAACAAAGAAAGUAAGUAAGAAGAAUACAAAUAAGGAAGAUAAAUUAAUCAAAAAUAGAAAUAGAAAUUCAAAAAUGGCUUAAUUAAAAAAAACUCCUGAAUUAGAUAUAAAAAUAAAAGAAGAUACUGAUGAGUUAUUUAAAAAUAAUCUAUAGACCUUUAUGAGGCAUAAAGAAAAAAUUCAUGACUUAAGUUUGUAGGUUAAUUUUUUAUAACUUGAACCAGAAUUUUGGAAACAUGAAGAUGAAUUAAUUGGUUUAAUUAAUAAGAUUUCAUUUUGCUAAGAUUCUAAUCAGAAAAAAAUUUAAGAAGAACAUAAUUUUUUAAUUUUCGAUAACCUGACAACAGAAACAGAUCAUAAGAAACCUAAAUUACAGAAUUAAGGAUAGAGUUCCUUGAGCAUAUAAAAUAUAUCAGAAUUUAGUAAUUUUGAGUGCUUUUCGUAAACUCCUUCAAAAAAUUGUGAAUAGGAGCAAGAAAAUAGGCUUUAUUAAAUUUUGAUAGAAGAUAUUCAAAGUACUUAUGGAAAACAUGGUAGAUUAAGUUCAAAUGAAUUCUUUCAAAUUUCAGAAAAAUAUGAUUGCAGUAAGCCGAAAGCGUUUUAUAAUCUUCUCAUUUUUGGUAGAGUAGGGGUGCUGGAAAUACAAAAUAAUUAAAAUUAAUAGUGUUUUAGUGAGAUUUAAAUCGUUUUAUGA
Molecule: messenger RNA, 1440 nt
Organism: Paramecium tetraurelia
Lineage: Eukaryota; Ciliophora; Oligohymenophorea; Peniculida; Parameciidae
Exons: 3
Source: RefSeq, a predicted model, not a curated record